AUGUCAAAAAAUUUAAUGAAUCCAAAGUUCAGAACUUUAAAUGAUGAUGAACUUAAUAAUGGUAUUAAUACCGAUAAUACCAAUGAUAUUGGUGAUACACCAGAAGAAAGGAUUUACAUCGUGGAAAGAGUGGAAAGAAAUAAUCAUAAUCUUAGGAAAAGAAAGAAAAUAAACUAUAAUACUGGCUCAUAUAGGAAACGUAGGAGGUUAUCAUCAUUGUCAUCAUCAAAGCUAUUGCCAACAACAUCACCAAUACUAUCGCCAUCAAUAUCACCAAGACGAGAAUGCACAAAAUUGUGCGAUUUACACACAAUUACUGAUCAUUAA
Molecule: messenger RNA, 327 nt
Organism: Entrophospora sp. SA101
Lineage: Eukaryota; Fungi; Glomeromycota; Glomeromycetes; Entrophosporales; Entrophosporaceae
Source: the annotation of a GenBank genome assembly